AUGUCAGAUCACGAAACAUAUGAUAAUAUCGAUGCAGGAGCAUCACAGACAUACCCUGUGCAGGCAGGUGCGAUAAAGAAAAACGGACACGUAAUGCUAAAAGAGCAUCCUUGCAAAGUUGUAGAUUAUUCAACAUCCAAAACGGGGAAGCAUGGUCAUGCCAAGGCACACAUCGUAGGAAUCGAUAUUUUUACUGGAAAGAAAUAUGAAGAUAUUUGCCCUACUUCUCACAAUAUGGAUGUACCUGUGGUGAAAAGAACUGAGUUGCAGCUGAUUGACAUUACGGAGGAUGGCUUUGUUUCUUUACUGUAUGACAAUGGAGAGACCAAGGAUGACUUAAGCUUACCAAAGGACUCGGAUGGAAACCCGGAUGACGUAGCUAAGCAAAUUCGUACCCUUUUCGAUGCCGGCAAGUCUGUGUUAGUUAGUGUUUUGUCCGCAUGUGGCCAGGAGAAGAUCAUCGCUGUCAAGGAGUUGUCAUCUUAG
Plasmodium cynomolgi strain B is the source of this 486-nucleotide messenger RNA. RefSeq names its product eukaryotic translation initiation factor 5A. Lineage: Eukaryota; Apicomplexa; Aconoidasida; Haemosporida; Plasmodiidae. The transcript has a single exon. Gene Ontology annotation, biological process: positive regulation of translational elongation; positive regulation of translational termination. The record is from RefSeq and is a predicted model, not a curated record. Gene Ontology annotation, molecular function: ribosome binding; translation elongation factor activity; RNA binding. The coding region runs from base 1 to 486 and encodes 161 amino acids.